Molecule: messenger RNA, 5051 nt
Organism: Eriocheir sinensis (Chinese mitten crab)
Lineage: Eukaryota; Metazoa; Arthropoda; Malacostraca; Decapoda; Varunidae
Exons: 10
Coding region: 102-2999 (965 amino acids)
Source: RefSeq, a predicted model, not a curated record
GCCCAUCAGCUGAUUAUGGAGGUAAACAAGGAAGGGAGCCUCUCCGCCACACCUUCCUCGGCCACAAACACCACUUUAUCUCCUCCUGUAGCCAUGCCACGAUGAGGCGGCAGGGAGGAACGUUACUCUGGGCCUGGUGUGUGCUGCUGACGUGUGUGAGUGCUGCUGAGGGCGGUGCUGAAGGGCCUGGACAGCACUCAGCCACCAGCUCGACUCCAGCCCCCAGUUCGAGUCCCCGUGUACCAGCCCCCAGUUCGACUCCAGCCCCUCACCAGACUGCCCCAGGUCAUCAAGCCGCGGGUACAGAGGUGCUGGGCGUUGGUGAGGGGCACACCACCACCAGUGACGUAGAUAAUGCCCUCCAAAGCAGCCACAUCCCUUAUCUCCAUGACGUUGUGACACCCAGUUCGAGUUUCAGUGUGCCAACCCCCUACCAGACUACCCCAGGUCACCAUGCCGUGGGUACAGAGGGGCUGGGUAUUAGUGAAGGGCACACUACCACAAUUAAAGCUUUUCAAAGCAGUCACAUCGCAUAUCCCCAUAACGCUGUGACGCCCAGUUUGAGUUUCACUGUUUCAGCCCCUCACCAGACUGCCGCAGGGAUAGAUACAGAGGGGCAGGGUGUUGGUGAGUCCCGAGUGCAAGGCUUGAACCGCAACACAUCAGAGCCUCCUCCUCCACUGCCUAAUGUGCUACCUCAACGUGAUAUUGGAGUCACAAGCACAUCAAGCACGAGCCCUCACCUCGAUAAAACAGUGCAGUUGAAUAUGAGUGUACCUGAUGAUUCUAAAACUGUGUCUCUGAAACCAGCAGUCAGUGCUCCUUUGCCCAAUGGGAAUGUGUUUAGUAAGUUUACCUUGGAGGAUGAGAACCAAGGUGUUACUACGUUCCCAUCACACCCUCGGCAUCCCAGUACUGAUGGCUUGUAUGCUGGAACAACAGGUGCUGACGCAGAUCAUAAGAAGCACCAGGGUGCUGGAAAAGCCACACGGGAAAACAUAGAUCUUUGUGACAACACUCAUGAUAUGACAUUCCUUGAGGAAGAAUAUUCAAUGCUCAACAACACUCACAAGAUCACAGCCAUUCCGCACCACUCAACCGUUUCUGUCAAUAUCACUGACAUUGGUGAAGCUGCAAGAUUCCUCAUUUUCCAGGCCCAUUCACAAAAUUAUUAUCUCAUAUUAAGUAAUCAAAAACAGCCAGAGAGUCACUGCUACACCAACAGUACUGACCCCGGCCUGGUGUUGUGGCCUAGUGUUGACAACUUGAAUGGAUGCAACCGGCAUUCCAACUCAUGCCAGGUUUUCGUUACGAACUGCCACAACAGGAACAUUACAGUCUUGUUCAUAGUGAAUAAUUACACCAAUGCUGAUCCUGUUCCUGGAGCCUACAAGAACCCCUGUGUGCCCAUGCCCUUCCUCAACCUGGACCCGAAUAUUCUCACCACAGAGGUCUCCUUCCAAGCAGCUUCCAUGUUUGACUGGCAGACUGUGGAGGUGGUGGGAGCUCUGCGCUAUGAAAUAUUUCUCACCUAUAUGUAUGAGAGAGACCUGAGUGAAAGGAAGUACUGGGACACACUUAUUGGCACCAGAACCCUCCAAGGACUGAAGGAAAAUGGAAAAAUAGUAGAUGUUAGAGAAAAUAAUGACACAGCAGAGCUGUUGAAGGUGUGGCUGGUGUCCUACUCAGGCGUUGGAGCAGUGAUGACUGUGGUGGUGUCUUACAAUGGCUCUAGCGGCACCCUGUACUCCUCAGGUGUGUCCUACGGCUGCAACUUCAUUGAGGCACAAGAGUACCGAUGCACCAAGCUAGUCACCACCCUGGCCAAGCUGUUCUGUGCCUCCCUGCUGUUCAUCGGCGGCAUCCUGCUGUUCCUGGGGCAUCGGUGGCUCAACUUCACCAUGUUCAUCUCCGGCUUCCUUUUCUGCUGGUGCAUUCUGUUCCUCAUGUUUGCUCAAGACACACACAGCACCAUCACGGGGCUGGGCUGGGGCACCCUGGUGGGGGCAGUGCUGGGGGGCUCCCUGUGGCUGCUGGCCUGGCACAAAUUCCGGCGGCCCUUCCACUCGGCGUUGCUCAUCAUCGUCAUGACUGUCUUCUUUGUGGGGAUGAUUGUCACCUACUUCCUCCGAUUUGCAGUGUCCCCCAAGACCUCCAAUCUGUCAGCCUUUGUUGUGUUUCCAGUACUGUUCGCCAUCAUCAUCAUUGCCUACUCCAUCAUUAACAUCAAAAGGGUUCACAUAUUUUCAUGCACAUUACUAGGGUCAUACGCCUUCAUUGUGCCCUUUGCCUUUUACUUUGGGUCAUCAUUGACAUACAUAGUGAUCAAUGUGCUGGGUCUGCUGACGGUGGAGCAUUACUCCCACACAGUGGGCUACCCGCCCUUCCAGGUUUGUGACAUCAUUCUGCUGUGCCUGUGGCUGGUGCUGUUUGUUGGAGGGAUGGCCUACCAGCUGUACCGAGAACGUUCAAGUCCUCCCUUCCACCCUCCCAACCUCACCUCAUGGAAAGACUUCAAGAGAUCUGUGAACUUUGUUUUUGAUAAGAUGUUUGCCUGCCUGCCCAUGGACCCAGACCCAGGCGGCAUAGACAUUGAGGAGCGCCCGGCCUGGCUGCUGAGGGUGGUCUACACCUCCAAGCUGGCCUGGCAGAGGCUCACUUGUGGCCGGGGUGACAUGCCAGAGUCGGGCUAUGAGAGUUUUCCCAGAAUCAGAAGGCAAUCUCAGUACCUUGAGGAUUCUGACUCCCAUGAAUCUAGAAUGGCAGUAAUUUUGUCAAGAAUCAAAGAGUGGAAAGGAAGGGUUCAGCUCUACUUCAGGAGAGGUAAUGAGAGACUCCUGCAGGAAGAUGAAGAUGAGGAGCAGCCUAAAGAAGAGGAUGAGGAGGAGGAGGAGGAAAGGGAGGAAGAUGAGAGCCAGCUUCUGGAUGGAACAGUGUCCUGCUGUGCCUUCAGAGACUCCCAGGUGGUGCUUGAUGAUGCUUACACCUCCAAUGCCUAGCCCAUGGUACAGACAGACACUCCCCUCUGAUAGCAAAUAACCUCCAUUGUGGGGUUAAUAGAAUAUCCACCGGAUGAGAGAGUCUGGGUGGCUGUGAUAUUGUUGACUUGCCUUCAUCUUGCCACACAAAUAUAGGCAUGAGUUUGCUCCUGCUGGAGCCAUCAGUCCAGGAGAAGGUAACUGUGGUUCUUAACUUUGGUUGUGUUGCUGCUCCUCACAGAGCCACACUGGGGGCCGCACUGCCUGGCCCUUCGUGCACUACUCAGACAUUAGCUUAAGAAGUUGAAAGCAUUCCAUUUAGAGGGAUUGAUAACUAUGUGAUACUUUCAUAUAAUCAUUAUUUAAUGCAUUUUUAUCUUGGUAGUUGAAUGAUUUAGUACCUUUGAAAGUCAUGUUUGAUAGGCAUUGAUCUCACUCCCCAAUUCAAUAUAUAUAUAUAUAUAUAUAUAUAUAUAUAUAUAUAUAUAUAUAUAUAUAUAUAUAUAUAUAUAUAUAUAUAUAUAUAUAUAUCUAUAUAUAUAUAUAUAUAUAUAUAUAUAUAUAUAUAUAUAUAUACACACACACACACACACACACACACACACACUGAGAUAAUUUUGUUUAAUUGUUGCUGAUAAUUAUUCUCUGGGUUCUGUGUACACGGAUAUUUUGCACUUCUCGCCCCUUGUAGGUAUUUCAAACACUAUCAUAACAUGACAAACCACUUUUGUAUAACAACACCACGAGCAAUAAUCCAACACACCAGUCCAGCACAACCAUGACCUCCCACCCCCCGCCGCGUGCCCCGCCACGCAUCAGGCGCCCCGCCCCGCCCCGCAUCAGGCGCCCCGCCCCGCCCCGCACGUGCCCGACGCAACGCUAAACACGACUCUCAGGAAGCUGCUGUAUUGCCCGUCGCCGCUUGGUGGCAGCCGUGCGCGCCACGGCCGUCGGGCGUCUAUGUCUUGCCAUAGAGUAUAAAGUUUUGUGUUAGUAAAGUAGCGAUGUAAAGUGUAAGUUUGUAUUAUUCACUUGUACCAAAGAGCGUUAUUAUAAUGAAUAAUGGUGUUGAGGUUAGACUAGUUUGUAUAUAAAGCAAGGAAAUUCGUUGCCAUCUGUUUUGCUCUAGAAGUUCAAACGUUAAAAACUAAUUAACGAAUGUAAUGCUGACACACACACACACACACACACACACACACACACACACACACACACACACACACACACACACACACACGGCCUAAAACGUCCAUAAGAGUGCCAAGUGUCCAUCGUCCUAUCGUGAUCCUGACCGCCGUUACUAACACAAAAACGAUACUCGCAUAGCCGCAUCCACUGAGCCGUCUGUGCCGCCGCCACGCCGCUGGGGCCCGCCUCGGAGGCCGCGUGUGGUGGUGUGUUGGCAGUCACCAUCUCGCUGUUGUGCUAAAUACGUAAGCGUCUGUGCCCGUGUUUGUUAGAAUUUAGAAGUUUCAAGGGUAGAACUAGAAAUGUAAUCUGAAGGUGAGGUCGUUUGUUAUUACCAAUUGUACAGUGAUAAAAUAACAUUAAGUAAACUGUUUAUGCUUUGUUUUAUUGUAGUGUGAAGGGAGGGUUGUAAGGCAUCAUUGAAUAUUGUUUCUGCGUUGCUCUCCCGCCUGUAUUCGGUGAAGGAUAAACUGACAUCGUGAAUUUAUGCAUUUGUAAUUGUUGUAUUUAUAGCGUGAAAGUUGAUGCCGCAUGUAAUUUUCUUGAGAAUAAGAUAAUUUUUAAGUUGCUGUUUCACCUGCAUAUGAGUGAAGCACCAAUCCCAAUAGGACAGCCAGUCUGCGUACCUGUACCCACGGAGGCGCGAGCAGGGUAAUAAGGUCGCUGCCACACACGAGGCAGCGACGUGCGAAUAAUUACGUCUCCGUGGGCAUGUUGAGCUGCCGGCACCCGCCUUGGCGCUCCCCAGGUUGUGUUAUUCCCAGGUGUUAAUUAGCUCCAGGUUGUGCUAGUUGUUAAUGUGUGCUCAGGCGAGGCUGAAAGACGCCGCCUGAGUGCCCUCGCCGCCGGGGCUGAGCGGCACAAUAAAGGUGCUGGGACCUGUGA